Molecule: messenger RNA, 1529 nt
Organism: Ornithorhynchus anatinus (platypus)
Lineage: Eukaryota; Metazoa; Chordata; Mammalia; Monotremata; Ornithorhynchidae
Gene: QPRT
Product: quinolinate phosphoribosyltransferase
Exons: 4
Coding region: 268-1173 (301 amino acids)
Biological process (GO): NAD+ biosynthetic process; quinolinate catabolic process
Cellular component (GO): cytoplasm
Molecular function (GO): nicotinate-nucleotide diphosphorylase (carboxylating) activity
Source: RefSeq, a predicted model, not a curated record
AAGCGCAGUCGCCAGGAAGGGGGAAGCCAGGAAGGGGGAAGCCAGGAAGGGGGAAGCCAGGAAGGGGGAAGCCAGAAAGUUGGACAGAGAGGGACGAGCCCAGUGGCUGAACCCGACCCCUUCCCCCAUCCCAGCACCUCCCACUCCCCUGGGCUCCAGUUGGCUCCAGUUGACUCCAGUUUCUUUCCUUCCUGGGUCAGGACAAGGAGCUGCAGGACCAGCAGCAGCGGUAACAGAGCCAGCGGCAGCAGCCCAGGCCAGAGCAGCAUGGACAAGACCGGCUCCGGCCCAGACCUCGCCCUGCUGCUGCCCCCGCAGACCCUAGAGUCCCUGGCCGACGCCUGGCUGCACGAGGACUGCCCGGGCCCGGACUACGCCGCCGUGGCCGCGGGAGCCGCCCCGUCCCGGGCCGCCCUCUGGGCCAAGUCCCGCGGGGUACUGGCCGGGCAGCCGUUCUUCUCGGCCGUCUUCGCCAGGCUCGGGUGCUCGGUGUCCUGGGGCCUCCCCGAGGGCUCCCCGUUGGAGCCGGUGGUCCAGGUGGCCGAGGUCCGGGGGCCCGCCCACCGGCUGCUCCUCGGGGAGCGGACAGCCCUCAACGCCCUGGCCCGCUGCAGCGGGGUGGCCACCGCGGCCUCCGAGGCCGUGGCCGCCACCCGGCGGUCCGGCUGGGCCGGGCGGGUGGCCGGCACCAGGAAGACCACGCCGGGCUUCCGCCUGGCCGAGAAGUACGGGCUGCUGGUGGGCGGCGCCGCGGCCCACCGCUACGACCUCGGGGCCUUGGUCAUGCUGAAGGACAACCACGUGCUGGCCGCCGGAGGCGUGGACCAGGUGCGGGCCCAGCGGGCGAUGGGGUUCGAGCUGAAGCUGGAGGUGGAGUGGCGGCAGCCUUGCAGGAAGCUUGGCCACCGCCGCGCGGGGGCUGACCUGGUCAUGCUGGACAACUUCUCCCCAGAGGAGCUGCAUCUCACGGCGGCGGCCCUGAAGGCCCAGUUCCCGGCGGUCAAGGUAGAGGCGAGCGGGGGCAUUUCCCUGGCCAACCUCCCCCAGUUCUGUGGGCCUCACAUCGACGUCAUCUCGCUGGGUGCGCUGACCCAGGCUGCCCCCGCCCUCGACUUCUCCCUCAAGCUGCUCCCGUCUGACGGGAACCCCAAGAACUGCCUCGUAGGAAACUGAGCUGGAGAGAGGAAAUGGGAACGGCAGGGGACAGAAGAUUGGGCAGCGGCUCGGGGCCUUGCUCCAUGGAAGAGCCUCCCGGCUGAGACCAGGGCUGGGGGGACCAGUUCUCUUCCCUCAUGUUUUCCUGUGCGUUUUUCUGAAUUGAAGAAUUUCCCCCAUUUCUUGCCCUUUUGAUUAUAUUCCCAGAGUUUCAUAUGCCUGUCCUCCCCUUCUUAGGCUGUGAACCCUUUGGGAAGCUGAGGAUCUCAUCCUCAUUGAUUUUUUUCUUCCCAUCAUUGCCCUGGCCCUUGCUCAGUGCACCCACAUGGCGAAUGCUCAAUAAAAGUUCAAGUAUAAUGAUUACAAUCACAAAA